Messenger RNA from Cygnus atratus (black swan), 3528 nucleotides. RefSeq names its product AT-hook transcription factor (gene AKNA). The transcript has 21 exons. Lineage: Eukaryota; Metazoa; Chordata; Aves; Anseriformes; Anatidae. Gene Ontology annotation, cellular component: centrosome. The record is from RefSeq and is a predicted model, not a curated record. Bases 1 to 3528 code for a protein of 1175 amino acids. Gene Ontology annotation, biological process: neuroblast division in subventricular zone; epithelial to mesenchymal transition; neuroblast delamination.
AUGGCCAGCUCAGCGCCGUGGCUGCGCUGGACGCAGACGGACCUGGGCACCAGCUGCGAGGAGCUGAAGCGCUGGGAGGAAGAGGAGGAGGAGGAGGAGGAGGAGGAGGAGGAGGAAGACUUUGAGAGACACAUGGAUGAGAACGGUGUCAUCGGCCUGGAGGAGGAUGGCAUGGACCUCAGCGACCUGCAGGGCUCGGGCUCGGAGGAGUGGAGCCAGGAGGAUGCCGGAAGCCCCCCAUCGGGUGACGGCGAGGACCUGGACGAGGGGUCCCCAGUGGAGCCGGCUCGCUGGCACCCACGGCAGGACCUGACUGAGGAGGAGGAGGAGGAAGGGGAGGAGGAGGAGGAGGAGCGGGGCAGCUCCAUGGAGGAUGAGCGGCUGGAGGGGCCCUGGGGGGCAGAGAGCGAUGGGGAGCUGCACCCCAAGGCAGGGCCCCUCCAGAAAGCCCCGUGUGUCACCACAGAUGGUGGUGACACCUCAGGGGCUUCGGACACCAGCCCCGGCCCCGCCACCCCCCCAAGACGGCGCCGGGGCUGGGGCAGGGCUGGGGACCCUUUGGGGAGCCCCCAAACCCCACAGCAGCACCAGAGGCCCCGGGUGCCCGAGCCCGGCCGGCUGUCGCGGUCCCUGAGCCCCCAGCGGCACGCCGGUGCCAAAAAGCCGAAGGAGGCCACCGAAGGGUGCCGGUACGGCCGGGGGCAGCUCAACCACCCCCUGCCCGACCUCUCCAAGGUGGAGGCGCGGGUGAAGUUCGACCAGAGCUACCGCCCGCCGCCCAGCAGAGCCCUGCCCGCCCGCGCCAGGACCCCCGGCGGCCCCCUCAUCCCCAAGUCCCCGGCCGAAAUCGUCCGGGAGGUGCUGCUGAGCAGCGGGGAGGGGGCCCCGCCGCAGCCCCCCGUGCCCCCCGGCGUGCCGCAGGAGCUCAGGUCCCCCCGGCAGGCCACGGCGCUGGUGCAGCAGCUGCAGGACGACUACCACAAGCUGCUGACCAAGUACGCCGAGGCCGAAAACACCAUCGACCAGCUGCGGCUGGGCGCCAAGGUGAGCCUGUACGCCGACCCGCCGCGCGCCAGCCGCAGCGCCCACGCCGGCACCCUGGGCAGCGGCUGCAGGGUGAUGGCCUUCAGCAUCCCGCGGGCCAGCACGGCCACCGUCAGCACGGCCCCGAACCCGAAGCCGGCCCCGAACCCGAAGCCGGCCCCGAGACCGGCCGAAUGGGGGGCGUCGCAGCGGCCCCGCUCGCCCCUCUCCUCCUCGGGGGGCUGCCCCACAUGCGCGGGGCAGUGCCGGUGCCCAGGGCCCCAGCUCACGCGGACGCUGGCGGGGCAGACCCGCAAGCUUCAGGCACAGGUGGAGUCCUUCGAGGGCUGGGUGAGGGCAGGGAGCGCGGCGCCGCAGGAGCAGCUCCAGCGGUUCAGGCGGCUGAAGGAGACGCAGGACGCGCUGGAGCGGGCGUACCUGCGGGCACGGGAGGAGCACGGGCGGCAGCGGCAGCGCCCCGCAGCCUCGGGGGACUUCGACCCGGAGCGCGUGGUGGAAGGGGAAAUAUUCUGCCUGGGGAUGCGCCUGGAGGAGCUGAAGGAGCGGCUGGAGUGGGCAGCACGCCCCCCGGGCUCCCCGUGCCCCCAGCUGAGCCCAGCGGUGACCGAGGCUCCCCCCGGCACCCAGGGGACAUCGGGGGAUGGCGAGGUGGUGGCAGGGGGGCUGCCCCGGCCCCUCUGGCACAAGCAGCUCCGAGCGGAGGAUGACUUUGGGGACCUGCUGGAGCAGUACCAGCACUUCAAGUCCUUGCCGGCAUCGCUGAGCCUGGAGCACCUGAGCCUGGCGGGCAGCGGCUCCCUGGAGGAGGCAGAUGGCCCUGUGGCAGGGGACGUUGGCCCCAGGCAGGUCCCCUGCAGGGCACGGUCACUGGAGGAGGGGACCGACCUCGAGACCUCCCCCUCGUGCCCCCCGCAGAGGAGAGCAGCGCCGCUGCCCCACGGGGACCCCCUGCGGCCGGAGGGGACGCGUGGCCACCACCAGGAGCCCCCAGCUGCCCCCCGGCCGCCACCACCGGUGCUCCCCGAGCCUCUGCCACCACGGGCGCCCCUGUCCCGGCACAGCAGCGGGGCGGGCACCGCUGCCACCCAGCGCCGUCCCCUCAAGCCCUGCCGCCAGGAGCAGCGCAUGGUGUCGCCGGAGACGGACAGCGGCUUCGUGGGCUCGGAGGCCAGCCGCGUGUCCCCGCUGGUGCGCACCCCCGAGCAUCGUGCCCUGGGCACCGGGACGCCAGGCUCACUGGGACCACCCGCCCCGAUCCCUGCACCCCUCCGUCCUCCGCAGAAGAAGGAUGCACAGCCGCUGCCCCCCGAGAAGGCGCUGAUGGGCACCUACCCGUCCCCCAGGCACCUUUCCCCCCGGGGCGGCGCUGGGGGGCCCAGCCUGCCCCCCAGCACCGCCUCGCACAGCAGCUCCCCCCCGCGCUGGGCCAAGAGCCUGGGCAGCGAGCUGGGACCCAACGGUGACGGCACUCGCAGCGACUUGGAGGGGGGGGGCAGGAGCUGCGCCAGCGCCUGCGGCCCCCUGCCCGGGGGGGGCACCGCCUCGCCGUCCCCUGCCCCGGCUCCCUGCGACCUGCUGGGCUCCCGCGUGGAGCGCGACCGGGCCAUCCGGGCGCUGCGGGACGAGGUGUGGCGGCUGCGGCGGAGGCUGGAGGAGAGCCUGCGCCGGUCCCGCAGCUACCCCGAGGGCAAAGCCGCCCCGCGGAGCGCCCAGGCCAGGAGGCAGCCGGCGGCGAGCGGACCCUCGUCCCCCCGGGACGCAGCGCCCACGGGGGAGCUGAGCCCCCCGGCACGGGGCAGGGUGGCCCCCGCCGCUGUGACAAGGGGCAGGUUGGCAUCGCUGCCGCGGGACGGGACCGAGCUGGACCUCAGCUCCGAGUCGGGCCGCUCGCUGGCUGGGCACGGGGACAGGCGGCACCGGGGCACCCCAGCUACACAGAAGCGCUCUCGGAGUCCCCCGGGCAUGGGGACGGUGCGGGGGCAGUACACAGCCGGUUCCCCGGCGGGCGACGCCGUGCGGCAGCCCCGGCAGAGCACCCCCAGGACACGGCGCUGCCCCACGUGCCGGGCACCCCGGGCUGUCCCCACGCCUGGCAGCAGGGACGGAGCCGCGCACGCAGAGCUUGGCACCGACACCGCGUCCUCGCCGGGCUCCCGUCCCCGUCCCCGAGCCGAGCCGCCGGAGCAGCCGGGACUGUGGUACCUGGCGGGCGGCCCCCCCGUCGGCUACCUCGCCCCCGUCCCCCUCGUGCCUUACGCGCCCCCCCUGCUCUACUGCUCCCCGGCCGUACCUACCUCAGCCCCGGCCCCCCCGCAGCGCCCCCCCCUCGGCCUGCCCCUCGCCGACCUGGAGGAGCUGCAGCGGUCGCUGGGCCGCGCCGUGGAGGCCGCGCAGCGUGCCAGGCUCACCACCAAGAGGAUGGGCCGCUCGCUGGCCUCCGAGCUGAGCAGGGCGCGGGGCCUGCGGGGGUCCUGCCUCUUCUGA